Molecule: messenger RNA, 978 nt
Organism: Acanthisitta chloris (rifleman)
Lineage: Eukaryota; Metazoa; Chordata; Aves; Passeriformes; Acanthisittidae
Gene: ING1
Product: inhibitor of growth family, member 1
Exons: 1
Coding region: 67-699 (210 amino acids)
Biological process (GO): positive regulation of DNA-templated transcription
Cellular component (GO): nucleus
Source: RefSeq, a predicted model, not a curated record
CUGAAGGACCUGGAUGAUUACUACGAGAAGUUCAAACGGGAGACAGAUGCUGUGCAGAAGAGGAGGAUGCUGCACUGCAUCCAGAGAGCUCUGAUUCGCAGCCAGGAGCUGGGGGACGAGAAGAUCCAGAUCGUCAGUCAGAUGGUGGAGCUGGUUGAGAACAGAACGAGGCAGGUGGACAGCCACGUGGAACUGUUUGAGACCUGUCAGGAGGCUAAUGACACCACUGGGAACAGUGGCAAAGCCAGCCAGGAUAAGUCAAAGAACGAGACAAUCACCCAGGCUGAAAAGCCCAACAACAAGAGGUCGAGGAGGCAGAGGAAUAACGAGAACCGAGAAAAUGCCUCCAACAACCACGAUCACGACGACAUCACCUCAGGAACACCAAAGGAGAAGAAAGCAAAGACAUCCAAGAAGAAGAAACGCUCCAAGGCUAAGGCAGAGCGGGAAGCUUCUCCCCCAGACCUGCCCAUUGACCCCAACGAGCCAACAUACUGCUUGUGCAACCAGGUCUCCUAUGGAGAGAUGAUAGGAUGUGACAACGAUGAGUGUCCCAUCGAGUGGUUUCACUUCUCCUGCGUGGGACUCAACCAUAAACCCAAGGGCAAGUGGUACUGCCCCAAAUGUCGAGGAGAAAACGAGAAAACUAUGGACAAGGCUUUGGAGAAAUCUAAAAAAGAAAGAGCCUACAAUAGGUAGUUUGGAGACUUUUCCUAGUGAAGAAUAAAACCCACCAAACCAGUGUAUUUAUUGCCAGUGUCACCUUUGUUGAGGUGAGAGGAUUGUACAAUGUCUAUUUUUAAAGGAGGUUGGACACUGAACCAUUCCUGUUCCAGGGACGGCAGUAAGCAGUUGUGGUUUUCCUUUGGUGAACUGUAACACGAACAUGGUCUGUGGACCAAAGUAUUCAGAGGUUACAAGAGUUGAAACUGGGUGUUUCUGAAAAGAACAUUAAUACUUUCCUUUCUUUCUGUUUUC